Aethalodelphis obliquidens (Pacific white-sided dolphin) is the source of this 609-nucleotide messenger RNA. Its product is annotated as tRNA wybutosine-synthesizing protein 3 homolog. NCBI's taxonomy places the organism in Eukaryota, Metazoa, Chordata, Mammalia, Artiodactyla, Delphinidae. The transcript has 2 exons. The record is from RefSeq and is a predicted model, not a curated record. The coding region runs from base 1 to 549 and encodes 182 amino acids.
AUGCAGCGUUCAAGAGAUGGAAGGUGCAAGUGUCUGAGCAAAGUGGGCCUCAGUUGGAAAGGCAGUGUGGACGAGGAUGUGGUAGAGCUUGUGCAGCCCUUGACUGGGCGAGAACAGUUUUUCACUGCCAGUUCCUGCGCUGGCUGCAUCAUCCUCCUAGACGGGGGUAUAAAUGGUUUUGAGGUUCAGAAACAAAACCGUUGCUGGCUACUGGUUACACACAAACUGUACGUGAAAGAUGACGUGAUUGUAGCCCUAAAGAAAGCGAAUGGUGGUGCCGUUUUGAAAUUUGAACCACUUGUUCUUCAUGUGCAGCGUCAACAGUUGCAGGAUGCACAGAUUCUGCAUUCAGUGGCAAUAGAUUCUGCUUUCAGGAACUCUGGCAUAAUAGUGGGAAAGAGAGGAAAGACUGUGUUGGCUGUCCAGAGCACACAUGGCUUAGAAGUUCCAUUAAGCCAUAAAGGAAAACUGAUGGUGACAGAGGAAUAUACUGACUUCCUGUUAAAGAUAAGCAAAUCAAAAAAUGGAGGAAAGCAAGAAGAGAAUUGAAAGGUUUUCUGCCUAUAACAUGCUUUGUAAAAAGAAACUAUUUCUACUACCUCACAUCCC